ACUUACUUUUUAAUAUUUUUCUUUGCAAUUCGGAAGGUCGUACUUCUUACAUCGUGCAGUAAUUGAAUUGCCACCUUGCAAAACAUUCCACCCACCGCAAAUUCAUUACAUGAUUAACCUUGACAACUUGCAAGAACUUAACAAAAUUUUGUCGAUUCAAGUAUUGAAGGAUGCGAAUGAUGAACCAAGCAAGGUUGAAAUUCUCCCCAGCAAUUGCCGACAGAACGGUCAACGAGCUUGAAAACGACGACCAAGGAAUGGAAGCCGUUCUUCUCCACAGCAAAGAAAGGCGGCAGAGACGGUUCAAUCGACCAGCUGAAGUCGAUGAAGAUAAUACCUACGGAGAAGACGAUGAAUCGCCUCUAAACUCUGUGUUGCUUGAUCUCAUCCAGAACAAGAAGUGGGAAAAGUUUCUGCAUCGUCUGCUAAAAUACCCAAACAUUGCUCGCAUUAAAUUCAGUGGGCGAUCUAUAGAUAGAACAUCAGCUGGAAACCUUGUGCUUCAUGAAGUUUGCAAAUACAAUGCUCCGAUCGAUGUGGUUGAAGCUCUGAACGAGGCAAACGAGGAAGCAAUAAUGACAAAAGGUAACGCGGGAUAUCUCCCCCUCCAUUGCGCCUGUGCCCACGGUGGGUCGAUAAAGUUGAUUCGCUUUUUGCAGUCUCUCUUCCCCGAUGCAACAGCAUCGGUGGAUGAUGAAGAAAACGCCCUGCCGUUGCAUCUAGCUUGUAAGGUCGGAACAAUCAAAGAAGAUGUCUACAUGUCUCUCUUGACUUCAUACCCCGCGGGCGCAAAGAUCCGAGAUCACUUUGGAAGGCUUCCCAUCGACUAUGCGAAAAACAUCCAGAGCGACUCCCACCGAAGGAUCGCUGUCGAAUGUUUGAAGCGUUCAAACUGGCUAGAAAGUGCUUCAAAGCUGGCUAGCGAACGAACGGAGCGCGACUACCAGCGAAGGAUUCGAGGCUACGAACAGUUACAAGCACAACAGUUGAAGACGAUACAUGAAGUUCACACGAAAGAAAUAGCAAAUUUCGAAGCCAAUUUGAAAACAAAGGAUGAAGAAAUCUUGCAACGUACCAAUUACAUGGAAGAUCUUGAUCGUCACCUCCAGGACAAAACACGCGAUUUCGAAGAUCGCAUCAAAUCAUUGGAAGACGCCUUGAAAACGAAAAGUCGCAAGUUGCAGAGCCAGAUAGAAAAGGCAAAAAAAGAGACAAGCAAGACUCAGCUCUCCCUCGAUCGCAAGAUCGAAGAAGCUAUUGAUCUCUCAAGCAAACUGAAGGAAGCAGAAGAGGUGAUUGAAUCACAGAAAAAAGAGCUGGAGGAGCGCACCGAAGAUCUUCAAUUAACAAUAGAAGACAUGGAAACCUUGAACCAACACUCCGAAUGGCUUGAGUCGGUCAUGGGGUCGAUUCGAAAAUUGUCCACCUCGGUAUCUCCCAUGGCUCAAGGCCUUGAACAGAAAGACGAACUCCGAUCUACAGGAAGUACGUUUGUAUCUAGCAAAAAAAGGAGUUCUGCUCGAAAAAAUGGUGACAGUGCUAGCAUCAGAACUGGUAAGUCUGGCAAGUUGUCGCGCGGACCAAGCAUAAAAAUGUCGAGCAACAAUUCUCCACCCGAGAAAAGGGAUAGUUCCUUUGUCGGCCGUUUCGUAGGAUCAUAUCGGGAAUAGAUGGAUGGCUUGGGUACCGCUAGGAAUAAAAACAACAUAAUAAAUUAUUUGUCAUUAA
This is a messenger RNA of Pseudo-nitzschia multistriata, 1728 nucleotides long. The record is from the annotation of a GenBank genome assembly. Lineage: Eukaryota; Bacillariophyta; Bacillariophyceae; Bacillariales; Bacillariaceae.